Molecule: messenger RNA, 969 nt
Organism: Apiotrichum porosum
Lineage: Eukaryota; Fungi; Basidiomycota; Tremellomycetes; Trichosporonales; Trichosporonaceae
Gene: XYL1
Product: NAD(P)H-dependent D-xylose reductase (XR)
Exons: 4
Coding region: 1-969 (322 amino acids)
Cellular component (GO): cytosol
Molecular function (GO): aldose reductase (NADPH) activity
Source: RefSeq, a predicted model, not a curated record
AUGGCCUCUACUCCCACUGUCAAGCUCGCUUCCGGCGACGCCAUGCCCCUCACCGGCCUCGGCCUCUGGAAGGUCCCCCGCGAUGUGGCUGCCGACCAGGUCUACAACGCUAUCAAGGCCGGCUACCGCCUUCUGGACGGCGCGGCCGACUAUGCCAACGAGAAGGAGUGUGGCCAGGGUCUUGCCCGUGCGCUGAAGGAGGGCAUCGUCAAGCGCGAGGAGGUCUUCAUCGUCUCCAAGCUCUGGAACACCAACCACGCGGCCAAGCACGUUGAGCCUGCGUGCAGGAAGAGCUUGAGCGACUGGGGCGUCGAGUACUUUGACCUGUACCUGAUCCACAUGCCCAUUCCUUUGGCUUACGUCGACCCCGCGGUUCGCGAGUUCCCCGGCUGGACCGUCAGCGGCAAGGACGGCGACGAGACAAGGACCGAGCGCUCGCCCGUCCACCUUACUUGGGGAGCAAUGGAGGAGUGCCAUGCCAAGGGCCUCGCUCGCAACAUUGGUGUCUCCAACUUUGUCAGCGCCCUCAUCAUCGACCUCAUCUGUUACGCAAAGGUCCACCCCGCCGUGCUUCAGAUCGAGAUGCACCCCUACUUUGUCCAGCAGGGCAUGAUCGACGUCUGCAAGGCGUACAACAUCCACAUGAUGGCCUACAGCUCGUUUGGUCCCCAGUCGUGGAUUGAGCUCGACCACCCCGCGUCCAAGACCCUGCCCUCCCUGCUCACCCUGGACACCGUCGCCGACAUUGCCGCCAAGCACAAGGCCACCACUGCGCAGGUCCUCCUUCGCUGGGCCACCCAGCGUGGCAUCACCGUCAUCCCCAAGAGCUCCAACCCCCAGCGCCUGAAGGAGAACCUGGACAACUCGACUUUCGACUUGACCGAGGACGAGAUCAAGGCCAUCUCGGAUUUGGACCGCAAGUUCAGGAUCGCUGCGGGCAGCGACGCCAAGAUCAACAUCUUUGCAUGA